AUGGCUAGUUGGGAAGAAUUAAAUGAACAGGCCUUUCUUCUAAACCAUGCGAAAUACGUGGAAAAGAUGUAUGAAAAUAAUUUUGCUGAUGGAAAAACCAAACAAGCCACUUUCAAUGAAGAGCUUUUCAACAUAAACGUUCCAUACGAUCGAAGAGAGGAGAUAAACGAACAGCAUGGUGCUAAAAGACGAAAACGUGCGAAAACAAUCGGUGCUUUGGACGAAACGACACAAAAGGUUUUAGAAAACCAUUCAUCCGUCCAAUACAAAUUGGAAAGCAAUCCGAGUCCAACAUGCACCAGCAACAAGAAAGCUCUUGAAUUUGUGGAUCAGUUCAACAUCUCCACCAACUACGAUAGCGACCAAUGUUUUCGGGGCCAGAAUACUACCGACCGUACUAUCAUAACCGAAAUGAAUGGUGAAAGUUUCCUGAUACCACCCCGUGUAUCGUUUAUCAAUUCUUCCAUCGAUCGAUUUACGGAAUACAUUCAACCCGAUGAAACGUUUGACAUGAUCGUUCUUGAUCCACCGUGGUGGAACAAAUACAUUCGGCGUGUGAAAGCUGCCAACAGCAGGGCAGCCUAUCGGAUGUUAACAAAUGACGACAUAAAAACGAUCCCACUGGAAAGACACCUGCACCAAAACACAUUGGUAGUGGUUUGGUGUACCAAUGCUCCGUCCCACAUUGACGCGGUUACGAAGGAUUUUUUCCCCAAAUGGGGGGUUGAACUGGUGGGUUCCUGGUAUUGGAUAAAGAUAACUUCUUCAGGGCUACCGGUAUGCAAAUUUAACGAACCACAGCAAAAACAACCUUACGAGCGACUCUUUAUCGGGCUGCCGGCCAGUUCAACCAUGUCGAAAACGUUUCCCCGCGAACGGUUCCUUUACUCCGUGCCAAGUGCAAUACACUCUCAUAAACCACCACUUUAUGAUUUAUUCACAUCGAAAUAUUUACCACCGCAAGUUACCUGCUUAGAACUAUUCGCACGCAGCCUCUAUCCCAGCUGCACCUCGUACGGUAUGGAAGUGUUAAAAUUGCAAAACAAACGCCUGUACGAACUGGCCAUAGUGGACGAAGACGGGAAAACGGACGGACGCGUUGCAUUUGAAUAAAUAUGAUAAAAUGUACCAUCAUAGCAGCACCAAUCUACGCGCAAAGGCGUUUCCGCUAAUGGUGACCAUUAGCUUGCUCCGUUUUGUAACCGUUCGGGUUCAUCGUUUGCCAUCGCCAAAAGUC
This is a messenger RNA of Anopheles maculipalpis, 1237 nucleotides long. It is a transcript of the gene Mettl4, whose product is annotated as N(6)-adenine-specific methyltransferase METTL4. Gene Ontology annotation, cellular component: nucleus; RNA N6-methyladenosine methyltransferase complex. Gene Ontology annotation, molecular function: methyltransferase activity; nucleic acid binding. NCBI's taxonomy places the organism in Eukaryota, Metazoa, Arthropoda, Insecta, Diptera, Culicidae. Bases 1 to 1113 code for a protein of 370 amino acids. The transcript has 3 exons. The record is from RefSeq and is a predicted model, not a curated record.